CUCUUUCGUCACACUAUUUUGAAUUGUUAAAGAUCGUAAUUGAGAUGCUUUAUUUACUUCCGUUUUGAAGGAUUAAUGGAAAUAUAUAAAGAAACAAUGAGGAACAUAAAAUUGAUUAUAUAUACAAUAUGUAUGUUUCAACUUGUUUACAACACGACAGGAGAGGUUGAUAAACAAUGUUUAGAUGAUUGUGCAUGCUGUAGAGAAGGAAAAUGUAAACAAGGGCAAUGGUAUCCAAACGAAUGUACUCUAGGCUGCAUAGAUGGUCAUAGAGGUGCACGCUGCUCUGAACUAUGUACACACAACUGUACACAAUGCCCUGAUCAUGUAGAUUCAUGUACUGCGUGUUAUGAUGGCUAUUAUCCCGGCUCUGCUGCAGACUGCACAUCAAAGUGUUUACCCGGAUGUAAAACAUGCAAGUCAGGAACUACGUGUACAUCAUGCAAGGAGGGAUAUUAUAACGCCGUUGGUCAAAAUGAUUGUCGUAAUCAUUACUGUCCUGAAAAUUGUAAUUGUGAUAAUGGUCAGUGUGCAUCAUGUAAGGACGGAUAUUACAAUAACAGUAAUUUAUGCAAUAGUUUAUGUCCAGGCAAGUGUGUCACGUGUUUUUCGAAUACUGUUUGUAAAUCGUGUAAGGAUGGUUAUUAUAUAGGUUAUCCGAACGACAACACUAACCUUUCUUUGUUGAACGACUGUACAUACAAAUGCCGGGAUAACUGUAUACAAUGUUUAUCCUUUGACAGUUGUUUGGCUUGUAAAACUGGUUUUUAUGGAUCAAACUGUAGGAACAGGUGUUCAGCUGGUUGCAUGUCAAACACUUGCGAUAUAUUAACUGGCAAUUGUGACUGUUUUCCAAACUUUGCUGGGGAAUUAUGUGAUAAAUGCACAACCGGAAAAUAUGGAAGCAUGUGCGAUCAACAAUGUCCUGCAUGGUGUAAAGGUAGUGUUUGUGAAAAGAAUUCCGGAGAUUGCACAGACGGUUGUACUACAGCUAUGUUCGUAGGUGAUAAAUGUGACGAUUGUUCAACAGGCUGGUAUGGAGUAUACUGUAACAUAUCUUGUUCUGCUGGCUGUAAAAAUCAGCAAUGCGAAAAAAGUAAUGGGAAAUGCUCAUUUGGAUGUCUUGAUAACUUUGAAGGACAGAAGUGCAAUCAAUGUUUUUCUGGCAAGUGUAACCUUAUCGUUUUCAGUGCGUUCAAGGGCUAAUCCCUUUUUAUAUGCCCGAAACAAUUUCGGGCAUAUUAUGUUAUACCUCUUGCGUCUGUACGUCCAUCCGUCCGUCCGUUAGCAAUUUGGCUCCCGGAGCUUUACAAACUUAGGUCACUUUUACCUUAAAACUGAAAACAGUUUCCGCUCAAAUACUUAAGUAUUAAUCCACCUUUCACUGUAAAAUUUUAUAGGCUGAACAGCCAAGUCCAUUACA
Messenger RNA from Ruditapes philippinarum (Manila clam), 1423 nucleotides. Its product is annotated as laminin subunit alpha-like. Bases 76 to 1206 code for a protein of 376 amino acids. Lineage: Eukaryota; Metazoa; Mollusca; Bivalvia; Venerida; Veneridae. The record is from RefSeq and is a predicted model, not a curated record. The transcript is spliced from 3 exons.